UAUCAAGUCUUUAUGCCCUGUAACAAAAAAAGCUAUUAAAAAAACCCACCGGGCUAAAUACAAAACAAAGAAAACUUGCUCUUUCGCCACGGUCCCUUCAAAGCGAGCUGUCUGCGGGGCAUUGUUUAUAAUAUCGAGCAAAAACAAAACAUAAAAGAAGGUUGUGAAACAUUAUCAGCUUUGAUAUUUAGGCGGCAAUGAAGAUAUUUGAAGGGCACGUCUUUUUGGAUUCAUUGGCGUUUAAUCGCUGAAUGUGUCGGGCAUAUUGAAAGCAAAACUAACUUUACUUCGACGACUGUAAGUAUGAGAACAACUUUCCCUAUUUGUUUAUUGCAAUCCGAAAUCAAAGCAGAUGCGUCGCUUUCCAUAUUUCCAACAAGUUGCUGCCUCCGGGGCAGACAAAUGACAGUGCAAGUUAAGGAGACGAUGAUCAACCCAAUGACAAAAGGCGCAUAUGGACUGCCACGCAAACAAAUGUGACAAACCCAGCAAACUGGAUCCAUAGGCGAUGAUGACAUGGAGUUGUUGACGUGUCGCUUUUCGUCUAGUAAACAUGAAGCAAUGAGCGAAUCAACAUUCCUUAUAAUAAUCCAAAUACCACAAGUUAAACAACGCUUUGGAAACUUCUUUAUUUUUAAGAAAUGAAUAUAAUAGUCAUUAUACAAUACGUCUUUGUGGAAAAAGGUCCUUAAACAAGCAUUGUUUUCUUGUCUUAUUGGUCCAGCAGACGUCAUGUCCAACUGAAAUGCCGAGAAUCCAUUUAUGAUUAAUGUUUAAUCCAUUUUACAAUAUUUUAUGACAUCAAAUGUUUUGUGUUCUAUAGCUUCCUGUCGUAUCUUCACAUUCAUUUAAAAUCACUUCACCCAAACCAGAAUAUCUUGCUGUGCAAGGUGCAUGCCUGACGAACACCUGAGAUAAACUUUGAUAUUCUUCGCCCUGUAGGGAAGGACGUGUCUAGUUAACUACCUGCGACUUCUCUUGUUCAAUUAAUUUCGGGUGUGUAACGUUACCGAAGACUCGGGUGUGUUUACUUACCGUCUACUGAAUCGACAACUAUCGAGGACUUACCAACCACAAAGAUGGAAUAUAGAAAAUAAAGAAGAAAAUCGACUACCUUGGACAUCACAAUUGCAUACGAGUUCAUCAGUUCAAAGAGUUUUUAAAGAUAAAGGGAAGUUGUCCAGACAGGUGGCAAUGCAGAAGACUGAGCCAGCCGAAGCGCUAGGAGCAGCAUCGGACAGCGCUCAGCCCGCCGCGACCGCAACUGCUGAAGCAGACGCGGGAAGCGGGGACGCGCUGCUCCGCUAUGCCUCCGUCAGCUCCGCCGCAGCUCGUCUGUCUGCCUGUUGUCAUGGAGGAGCCAAGAUGGCGGUCCUGGCCUAUAGCCUGGGCAAACGGGAAAUAAAUCAGUAUUUCAACAUAAAAAAUGCAAAAUUGCUGGCUUCCGUCGCCGUCAUCCUUCUCACGGUGUUUCACACGGCUUCUCGACACUAUGGAGGCACUGACACGUGUGACUGGCUUUUAUCCAGUGGACGCUUUUUAGGUGACAAUGUAUGGCAGCCCAACGGGUGCAUGUUACACAAGUACAAAAGCAAUGAAGCUGAGGUAUGCCUCGGAGAGAAGAGAAUAGCGUUUGUUGGAGACUCAAGAGUACGUCAGCUCUUCUACUCUUUUGUCAAGAUGAUCAACCCUGAUGUGAAAGAAGAUGGGAUCAAGCAUGAGAACAUCCCCUUUGUCAAUGAUGAAUUCACUGUGGACUUUCUUUGGUACGCUGAAGUGAACAAUUCCUUAAAAGAGCAGUUGAUGUCAUGGGCAGAGGGAUCUACUCCUAUUCCUCAUGUCAUUAUCCUGGGCGCUGCUACAUGGUCCAUCAAGUUGCACAAUGGCAACAACGAUGCACUCGCACAGUACAAGGCAAACCUGACGGCUAUAUCAGACACACUGGACAAACUAACCGAAAACAGUGAAGUCUAUUGGGUUCUUCAAGAUCCUGUUUACGAGGAGCGGCUAAGCGAUAGUCGAAAGAUGAUCACGAACGAACAGAUAAACCUGUACAAUGAGGCUGCAGUUAGCAGUCUGAAUAGCAGCAAAAAGAAGGUCAAGUUUCUAGCAGCCGCAAGGCAGGCUGCCAUGGAGACCAUUUCCCAGUCAGUCGAUGGUCUGCACCUCCCUGAGAGCACGAGAGAUGUUGGCGCCAUGGUACUGAUGAACUCGAUGUGCAACAAGAUACUCAAACCCAUCGAUGGCUCUUGCUGCCAGAAUGCUCCUCCCUUAAGCAUCAUUCAGAAGCUAGCUGCUGUUGUCUUCCUGGUAUCCAUCAUCUGCCUUCUCAUCCUGAGUUAUAGCAGGCAACAUAAGAGCAAGCCCAUUACUGAUGUGGAAAGCCUUGAAGAAAAGAAGCCUUCCAUCGCUGCAGGCCAUCUCAACCCAAAGGGACCCUUACUGGCCAUGUUGAAAAUGAGCCUCAUCAUGAUGUACUUCUACCUUUGUGACAGGGCAGACAUCUUUAUGAAGGAACAGAAAUUCUACACACAUUCUUCCUUUUUCAUCCCUCUCAUCUACAUUUUCGUUCUGGGAAUCUUCUACAAUGAGAACAGCAGAGAGACAAAACUAUUGAAUAGAGAACAAACAGAUGAAUGGAAGGGCUGGAUGCAGUUGGUUAUCCUUAUUUAUCACAUUUCUGGAGCUAGCGCUUUUAUACCUGUGUACAUGCAUGUCCGUGUCCUGGUGGCGGCAUAUCUCUUCCAAACAGGAUAUGGACACUUCUCAUUCUUCUGGUUGAAGGGUGACUUUGGUCUCUACAGAGUCUGUCAGGUUCUCUUCAGACUCAACUUUCUUGUGGUGGUGCUGUGUCUAGUAAUGGACAGGCCCUACCAGUUUUAUUACUUUGUGCCUCUGGUCACUUAUUGGUUUGUUGUUAUUUAUGCCACAAUGGCAUUGUGGCCACAGAUUCUUCACAAGAAAGCCAAUGGGAGUGCAUUCUGGAAUCUGGCAAUUUUGUUAAAACUUCUGGGUUUACUUCUUUUCAUUUGCUUCUUUGCAUUCUCGCAGGAACUCUUCGAGGGCGUUUUCUCACUCUGGCCUAUUUCAAAGUUCUUUGAGCUGCAUGGCAACAUCCACGAGUGGUGGUUCAGGUGGAAACUAGACAGAUUUGCAGUGAUCAAUGGAAUGCUCUUUGCCUUCAUAUAUCUGCUGCUGCAGAAGUGUCAAGUACUAUCCGAAGGCAAAGGAGAGCCUCUCUUCUCAACCAAGGUCUCCAACUGUCUGCUCUUCGUCUCUGUGGUGUCUUUUAUGACGUAUUCCAUAUGGGCCAGCGGUUGCAGAAAUAAAUCUGAGUGUAAUGAGAUGCACCCCUACAUCUCUGUUGUUCAGAUUCUGGCUUUCAUUUUGAUCAGGAAUAUUCCUGGUUACGCUCGCUCUAUGUACAGCUCAUUCUUUGCAUGGUUUGGCAAGAUAUCUUUAGAGCUCUUUAUUUGCCAGUAUCACAUUUGGCUGGCAGCGGACACAAAGGGCAUCCUGGUACUGAUUCCUGGAAAUCCCACGCUGAACAUCAUUGUCAGCACGUUUAUCUUUGUCUGCGUAGCUCACGAGAUCUCUCAGAUCACAAAUGACUUGGCCCUAGUGGCCAUUCCAAAAGAGAACGGGCCUCUGCUGAAGAGACUGCUUGGAGCAGGAGGCUUUCUAGUUCUGGUCCUGAUUCUGUCCCAGAAAGAGUAAUCCAGGAACUAAGGAGAACUAACGCUCUCAUUGGUUUGUGUGUACAAAACUCAAGCGGAACAGAGGCCAAGGGUUCUGAGCAGCAGUGGUAUGGGUAGUUAAACUCAAACAGUCCCGUUCAACCAGGAUUCUUGUACAGGAUGUUUGAAUAAGAUUGCACAUUGUGUGUGAAAUUUCCUCCUUGGGCAGAUAAGAUUAAAUCAAUGCUCCGUCUCUUCUUUCAAAGCUUUGAGAUGUGUAUUUUAUGGACAGUAUUUAAUAAUUUAAGUCUAUUUUAUACUGGGGUGUGUUCGUUUUCACUGUUUUUGUGUCACUUCGUCUUCACUGUUUUUGUGUUCCUUUGUUUUAUUUUGUUCUACAUGAUGCCCUUAACUGCAAAAUGUGAAGGAAUAAUACAUUCCUGUCUUUCACCAUUUACCAUCUGCUUGAAAACUAAUUAUUCAAGUUCUAUCACACCAGCAGCUUUGUCCUUCAUGGGAAUGACUUCUUUUGGAAAAUGCAUUCACAGAAUCCGCUCUUGAUUCUUGAAAUAUGAGCAACAGAGCUAUGGUUUUCUUUCUACUGAAAAAAAAAACAGCAGCCUAAAGUCCAUUUCUCAACUGUCAUAAAAAGCUGAUGAUGGUGAAUUUGUUUCACUGGGAUUGCUAGUGACUCUCAGUGCGAAAUACACGAUUCACGUAUGGAAAGUGAAACAAACUAAUGGAAUCUAUAAUUAUGUACUGCUUCAUUAACAAUGUUUUACAACAAUGCUUUUGCCAGAGGUGAAUGGUAGAAUUUUAAUUCCGAAAUCAAGUAAAAGAAGACGUGCUUUGAUCGACACGCAUAGAUUUUUCUGAAUAAUGCGCUCAGCGCCUUCUAUUCUUUUUUACUUGCACUGAGCGGGGUGUUUUCCUGCAAACUUUAAGGCACUUGAGCCAGUGCAGUUACCACAUGAGUUUACCUGAUUCAUGUGAAUUCGGUUUCAUGUCUACAACCUCAUCAUUUAUUGAUCAGUGUGUGAUUUCAUAUUCUCUCUCGUUCAUGUUCAAUAUGAUGUAAUUUUCAAAGCCGUAUUACAUGUGCAAAAAGGUUAAAAAUUACAAAAGCAGUUUGCUGUAAAUAGACCAUGCAUUAUGUGCCAUCCAGAAACAUAAGACUAAUGUAUUGUUUGAGGCGUUAUUUAGCCUUUUAGUAGUGGUACUUAAAAUGUAUAAAUCCAGUUAAUACUGAUAUUGCGGCUGUAAAACUAUUGACAUAUGAAUUUAAAAUAGAAUGGCAUUUUAAGACAUUCGCCUCUUGUUUACUUGGCUUACUAAAUAUAAAUAUGUUAUUUGUUUUUCUAAACAAAGAAAAAGUUGUACAGAUUACCAUGACCCGUGCUAUCAACUGGCACACCCAUCCAGCUGUAAAUAUUUGGAUUUUAUUCAUCGAGGAACCCAUCUUGUCUGUGUUGUUAAAUGAAAUUAUUUGUAUAGUUUGUUUUAUUUAAAGGAACCGGGGGGAGAAUUUGUGUAACAUUGUGUUUUGUUCUAAAAUGUGAACAUUUGGAAAUGCCUUCAUCUGAUUGUACAGUCAUUGUUAAUGAUAAACUUGUUCUCAAUA
Triplophysa dalaica is the source of this 5298-nucleotide messenger RNA. RefSeq names its product CAS1 domain containing 1 (gene casd1). The transcript is spliced from 18 exons. The record is from RefSeq and is a predicted model, not a curated record. Bases 1195 to 3717 code for a protein of 840 amino acids. Gene Ontology annotation, molecular function: N-acetylneuraminate 9-O-acetyltransferase activity. Lineage: Eukaryota; Metazoa; Chordata; Actinopteri; Cypriniformes; Nemacheilidae. Gene Ontology annotation, cellular component: Golgi membrane.